CGCUCAAAGGCAGAAGCUACUUACCGCAACGUCGAACAUAUUGAACUCUUUAAAAAGGACCACAACUACCGGAUACAUUAAAGAAGUCGGAGGACCACUUUAGAUAGUCUUAAUAGUUUUUUUUUCCUUGUUUGUCUACGCUACUUUUUUGUUGUUUCCUCAAACAAGCCAACCGGAACAAAGCACUCGGCGUUUCAGAGGUUACUUCGUAAAGUUCUGAAACUUCCUUCUUGUUGCCGCUCAAGCUUUAUGUAUUUGGAUUUUACUUUUCUACCCUGCCGCACUACUAUGGUCAUAAUGGAGGUUCCCACCAUCGACGGUGCGUCCCUCCGUGUCUUCUUGGAGGACGACGCUCCGUGCUGCCUGGUGCUGGACUGUCGCUCCUUCCUGUCGUUCAACUCGUCCCACAUAUCGGGCUCCACUAACGUGCGCUUUAGCACCAUAGUCCGCCGGAGAGCCAGGGGCGGGCUGGGGCUUGAGCACAUCGUCCCCAACGAGGACACCAGGAACAGGCUCCUGUCCGGGGAGUACCAGUCCGUGGUGCUGCUUGACGACCGCAGUCUGGACUUGAGCCAGGCGAAGAAGGACGGGACACUGAUGCUCGCUGUUACGGCCCUGUGUCGCGACCACUGCGGAGCCAGCGUGUUUAUUCUGAAAGGUGGAUUUGAAUCAUUUUCCACAGAGUAUCCAGAGAUGUGCACCAAGCCCUCCCCUCCACAGGGACUCAGUUUGCCCCUGAGCUCCAGCCGACCCGAGAGCGCCGACCCAAACUGCAGCCCUUGCAACACGCCAUUAUAUGACCAGGGGGGUCCUGUGGAGAUCUUGCCUUUCCUGUACCUUGGCAGCGCCUACCACGCCUCCAGAAAAGACAUGCUGGACAUGCUCGGGAUCACCGCCCUCAUCAACGUCUCCGCCAACUGCCCCAACCACUUCGAGGGCUCCUUCCUGUACAAGAGCAUCCCCGUCGAGGACAACCACAAAGCCGACAUCAGCUCCUGGUUCAACGAGGCGAUCGAGUUUAUCGAUUCCGUGAGAAACAAAGGAGGCCGCGUGUUCGUGCACUGUCAGGCCGGCAUCUCCCGCUCCGCCACCAUUUGCCUCGCCUACCUAAUGCGCACCAACCGCGUCAAGCUGGACGAGGCCUUCGAGUUCGUCAAGCAGCGCCGCAGCAUCAUCUCCCCCAACUUCAGCUUCAUGGGCCAGCUCCUGCAGUUCGAGUCCCAGGUCCUGGCCUCGUCCACGUGCUCCUCGGAGGCGGGCAGCCCGGCCAUCGGCAACGGCAGCACGGUGUUCAACUUCCCCGUCUCCAUCCCCGUUCACACCUCCGCCGGGCAGCUCUCAUUCCUCCACAGUCCCAUCACCACCUCUCCCAGCUGCUGAGAAAGACGUGGGCAGCACAGACUUUUGCUAGGACUUGAACUCUCACCAGUGACUCUGCGCGGGGCACUUCACGAAUCCAUCUGUGGUGAUGCUGGUAUCACUGGGUUGAAUGGGUGCUGUUGUUUGAGGGUUGAACUGACUCUGUGAUCUGCUGGCCGAAUCUCUGUGUGUUGGCCUCAACAUUUCAAAGGGAGAUUUGAUGAUUAUUAUCAGGCAGUAUUGAAGUUUAGCCUCCUAAAUGUGAAAGUCAUCCACAGUUUAUUAACCCAGAGGUUAUUCCUGUAUAGGAUAUUAUUUGAAUAAUCAUUAUUCAAAUGACUGAUUAUUUUUUUCCCUGCUUUUUUUUUUUAUCAAGAAGGCGAUUGCUUUUGAUAAUCACAAUCAUUUAAAGUAAACAAAGCAGAGAGGGGCCAUCAGUUGUCUCAGGAAUGUUGACAUACCCUCUCAAAUGCUCUAUGUCGCUUUCUGCACUGGUCAAAGAAAGCAACGCGUUUCCCAAAAGCGCCAUGGAAGUUACUCCUUCAUUUGACGAACAAUGAAUGUAUCCCCCCUCCCUCAUUUCUCAGAGAAUAUGUGGCAGAAAUCUUCAUGUUCACUUUGAGUUGAAUAGGUUGCCAAUUCAAAUGCAAAUGCCUGCCUUUCAAGACAAGCCGUGAAACCUUGACGAUCCUGACACAUUGGGGAAACCGACCAUAAAAUACCUCAUGUUUCCGUACUGUGUACUGCGGCGAUGAGACGGACAGAACCCCGAAGACUGCUAAAAAUGGGGCCACGUGGUCGUCUGGCUGCAUUCUUCUGACAUAUUUAUUAACUAAAGUAAUAUAUUUCUUUAUCAUAUCUAUUUUUGCAAUGUUUGUGUAAAUGUUGUUUUUAUACGGCUGAAUAAAUCUCAUUUGACUUUUUAUACUCA
Mugil cephalus (flathead mullet) is the source of this 2290-nucleotide messenger RNA. RefSeq names its product dual specificity phosphatase 1 (gene dusp1). The record is from RefSeq and is a predicted model, not a curated record. Gene Ontology annotation, cellular component: nucleus; cytoplasm. Bases 250 to 1380 code for a protein of 376 amino acids. Gene Ontology annotation, biological process: protein dephosphorylation; negative regulation of p38MAPK cascade; endoderm formation. The transcript has 4 exons. NCBI's taxonomy places the organism in Eukaryota, Metazoa, Chordata, Actinopteri, Mugiliformes, Mugilidae. Gene Ontology annotation, molecular function: protein tyrosine/threonine phosphatase activity; MAP kinase tyrosine/serine/threonine phosphatase activity.